GAGCUUGAAAAUACUCGGCAGCGCCGAAAGUGGGGGUCAUUUUCGGGUCAUCGUCGGGGACGUUCGCGCCAGAUUUUAAAAGCGAGCGCUUUUGUGAGAGGAACACCGGCGUCUGAAGAAUCCCCAAAAUGCCACUUUUGGGGAAAAAACUUUACAUUCCAAAGGUCCUAUCGAAGACAGUAACCUUGGCUGAGCCGUAUUUUCUCAUUCCAUUCACCAACGAAGUGUUUGCAAGCAAACUUGACUAUGACAACCAACUUGAGGUGUAUGCCAAGUCACUGUGGACAUGCCAGUGCACAGGGCAGACCGGCCUGACCUUUGAGGAAGCACAAAUGUCGGAGGUCGUCGCCAAGCAACGUCUUCAAGGUUUUCCGACCCAGUUUGAGAAACCAAUCCUGCAGCAUGUGCAUCACAGUGCAAGUUCAUUGGAAAGCCUGGUGCAGGAGAUUACACAUAUCCUCAAUUCAACCUUUGCUCUUGGAGAGAAGGUCGAGCUCAAGGUCAAAGUGAAGGGUCGAUUAUUCAGAGGGGACAUUGUCAAAAUAGAACGAGACAGCUCAUCGGGGGUAGCAAGCGUCAGUGGUUCGCCCUCUAGUGACAAGGAGAACCAUGGAAACUCGUCUGAUGAGGGACUAUCAUCCAAGACCAAGAAGAAGAACCAAAGCCCAGUAUAUAGGUACAGCAUCCAGCUGGAAAAUGAGGAGAAGAUUAUCAGCUCAAUUCCUGGCUCUGAUCUUAUACGUUGCACCCCACUGCCGCCAAGGGAUCUCCUAGAAAUCUUUAUACGAAGCAGCGCUCUUCAAGCAGGCAACAAACCAAACAGUCCGUGGAUCGUUCACGAUGAUCUGGUCAGGAAGCACGCCCUCGUUGGUCGACUUAUUCCAUCUCUUCUCUCCCCAACAAGGAUAUCUGCGACGGGUCUAAAGCUUGCCGUCAAACGCGAGUCGGCAGGAAACCAGCAACCGGAGACACCGUUAAAGAGGCAGAAAUCAACAAUCAGGGAGGGACCGAACCCCACCGUCCAGAUCACGCCACUUCAGUUUAUCCCUUCACCAGAAAAGAUCUUUUUGGAUCACUCGUAUAGUUCACCUCCUCAUAAACAGAAUGCCUCGACGAAGCGAUCAUCAAGCAAAUCGCCUAAAAAGACGACUUCCUCCCCAGAUAAGAAAGACAGAAAAAAGGACAAGAAGGCUAAAGAAGGGUCAAAGAAAGAGAAGGAUGUUAAGGAGAAGAAGGAAAAGAAGGAGAGGAAAAAGGAUCGAGAAAAGAAAGCUAAGAAGAGGAAACAUCCGGAGGAAGAAAAGUCUUCCUCAGAAUCGAAGGACAAGAAGCAGAAAUUGAAUAAUGGAAGGACUAAGCACAAAUCAAGCAAAGACAGCGAUGAUAAUGAGGAUGAUUUCGUUUUAAGCAAAUUAGUGCCUCAGAAUAAAUCUCCAAGUAAAUCAGUGAGCAAGAGCAAAACGCCAACAUCGAACUCCAAGAAGACUUCACCAACUAAGUCCCCAAAGAAGUCAGAGAAAAAGACUCCCGCUAAAAGGAAGUUAACAGAUCAUUUUAAACCCAUGCCAAAAAGUGACUCCUCUAAAAAGGAUAGUGAAGUUGGUGAAAACCGAGAGAAGGUUAGAGAAAGUGAAAAGAAAACGAGUGCAAGUCCUGUUAAGGAGGUCAAGACUGAAGCACAAAAGACCACAAAGAAUGAUGUCCCAAAAGAAAGUGUAAAGAAAGUGGUUGCGGAGAAGAAGAAGGCGACCCCAAAGAAGAAGAUUAGUGUAAAGACUGCGAAACUGAAAGUUGUUACAAAGAAACUAACCACUUUGUCAUCAAAGGAGGAGGUUAAUGUCAGCACCACGCCUAAAAAAGAAACUGCCACACCUAAAAAGCAGGUGGCCACGCCUAAAAAGGAAGCAACCACGCCCAAAAAGGGAACGGCUACACCUAAAAAGGGAACCCCAAGGAAAGCAACCCCGCGGAAAUCCAGUCCGGUGAAGAGCGUCUCUGGCAAGACAGCCACACCUAAGAAAGCUUCGGCGACACCCAAGAAAGCUGCAGCCACGCCCAAGAAAGCUGUGGCCACGCCCAAGAAAGCUGCAGCCACGCCCAAGAAGACACCAAAGAAAAUGCCUCUGAAGAAGACUCCUGCUAAGAAAACCUUAGCAAGCAAGGUCAAGAAGGCUAAUGUCAAGGCUUCACCCAAGGCUUCUCCGAAGAAGACACCUGUCAAGGCUGCAGCCAAGGCCACUCCAACCAAGAAAACUCCUGUUAAAAAGACUACCUCACCGACCAAAGCUUCGAAGUCUCCUGCAGCAUCAGCAAAGAAGCACCUGAAGCAGGCAACGCUCUUCGAUAUCACCAAGACGCAAUCUGGGCAGAAGAAACCGAUCUAUGACAAAGAUAACUCACACAUUCGGGAUCGUCUCUCAAAGACAGUUUCAAGCCCAAAGCAGCCACCUAUCGCAAUAAAACUACUCAGGGCCAAGAAGUUAAAUGAUAAGCCGACAUACAGCGCUCUACUCCUGAAAGCAGCCAAGAUUCUCUCUGAGAAAGAGUGUCAGAAUCUUAGAUCGGAGAUCAAAUACGAGGUUUGGCAGAAGUUUUGCAAAAUCAAGGAGAAGAAACGAUGGAAGCAGAUGACGCCAGAGGAACGACAGAAGGAGAUGGAUGCAAAGAAAGAGGAGAGGAAGAAGAUGAUGGAAGAGAGAAAGAAGAGGGAAAAUGAGAGGAAAAAGAAAAAGAGGAUGGAGGAGAGGGAACUCAGGAUGGAAAGAGCGAAGCGCUUUGAGGACCAGGACUUAGACCUGUUACCCCUCCCGGUCCCGAAGCCUGUUCCAAUGCCUGAUGGGAUACCAAACCCUCUCUUUGGUGACGUGGCGAUGGUCGUUGAAUUCCUGGAUUGUUUCAGUGGUCUCCUCAUGCCCAACGAUCCGUACCCAGUCACUGCAGAUUCUUUGAUGAAAGCUCUCGUUUGUGGAAAGGAAGGCUUUGCUUAUCUAGCCAGGGUUCUUGUUAUACUACUUAAGACACUUCUUCAGGAUAAAAUCGCUGAGGAUUAUACAGAAUUGGACAUAUCUCUUUCUGAGAUUCCUGUCAACAUGCAUACGUGCAGCGAGCUUCUCCGGUUGAGUCUGCGAAAGUCUGACGAGUUUGAUGCAAGUGAUGAUGAUCUGAGUAGCAAGUGCAGCAGUGACAUCAAAGACAACGAUGACGUCGAUGUGCCUCAAGAUCUGAUUGAACAACUGGAAUCUUGCGAAUUCUUUGAGUUGGAACCGACGGAGAAAUUGACGAUCAUGGUUUGUUUGUGUCAUCGUAUCUUGGCCUCUUACGCAGUCAUUGAAUUCAUGGACGAGAAACAGCGCCAGGCAGCAACUCUAUGGAAUGAUAGGGCUAAGGCUCAGAUGGAGAAGAAUAAGCUGAAGAAGGAAGAGCAGAAGAAACUGAAGGAAGAGCGAGAGGUGGAGAGGCAGAAGAAAGAAGAGGAGAAAGCAAAAGCAGCAGCUGAGAAGAAUGAAGCUGGUGAAGAAAAGCAAGAUAUAUCUUCUAAGCCAGUUCCCAAGGCCAGCAAGAAGCCGAAAGUCGAACCAAAGAAAGAGGAAGAGAAGGAAGAGGAGUGUCUGGACCUUGCUUCUGUAGUCAAGAGGAGACGACUCCUUGCAGCCAAAACCAAAGCAGAGAGAGAGGUCCAAGAAAAGAUUGAAAAGGAGAGACGUUUGAAAGAACAAGAGGAACUCCGGAAGCAGAAGGAAGAGGAGCAGUUUGAAAAGACAUUUAAGGAGGGAAUGGACAACGCAAAGUUGGUAUUACGGAAACAACCGAUCGGCUACGACAGGAAUCACAGUCGAUACUGGAUCUUCUCUUCAGUCGUCCCUGGACUAUUCAUAGAGAAGGGGUGGGCCUCAAAGGAAAUGGACUAUUCCAUCGCUCAGUCCGAUUGUGAGACUAACGAUGAUGACGACGAUGUGAUGGAGGUUGAUGAGGGUUCAGGAGAGGAAGAGAAUCCCGUAUGGAAAGAGAAAACCUUUCCAAAGAUUGGUCAGAACAUGUGGUUCCAGUAUGACACAAUCAAGGAAUUAGAGAGCUUACAGACAAUUUUAGACAACAGAGGAAUUAGAGAAAGCGCCCUCUUUGCUGAGAUUCAGAAACAUUACAGCGAGUAUUCAAAACUCGUCAUAGCUGCUCGGAGGUCUAGUCAACAGCUUCGUGAUUCCGACGGUCCUCGGGAGCUCCUAGACUCCUUCAAGGAAGAUCUCAAGGACAUAGAGACUCACAUCAGACAGGGGAAUCUUGGAGGGGUCACCAAGUUUGAAAAGUGGGAGAAACAGCUGGACAACGCUACUAAACUAAAGGAAUUGAAACCACUCUUGAUUGAGAGUCAGGCUUGCGUGAAUCUGAAGUUCCUCCAAGGUAAGAUGGCUCCCACCAAACCUAAACCUAAAAUUGGAUACCAUUAUGAAGAUGAAGACGGAAACCAAGCAGAAGACGAAAAACCAAGCGAGUCCGAGAAAGUAGUGAAGUGGCGUGAGCUUGUCAACAGAGCCACCACUCUUUCACGCCUCCACGUCCUACUCUGCAUUUACGAGAUCUCCGUCAAGUGGGAGAAGUCGGCCGCGAACGCAAAGUGCAAGAUCUGCAGACGGAAAGGGAACGAGGAUAAGGUCAUUAUGUGUGAUAAGUGUAAUCAGCCAUUCCAUCUGUUCUGCCUACGCCCUGCUCUGGCUGACUUCCCUACUGGAGAAUGGAUGUGUCCAGCAUGUGCACCUAGCACAGUACGAGCCGUGAGGAACCGAAAUUACGCCGAGAUCGAAUCCGAGAGCUCGGAAGAAGAAGAAGAGGAAGAUUCUGAGGAGUACGAGUCUGAGGAUGAAUCCGACGACGAUGAUACAAACUUUAAGAGGUCAUUGCGAGGGGUCAAAGCAGGAUUGCGCAAGACGAGGGCGCGACUGAGGGAAAGAAAAAGGGCGCCGCAGACUAAAUCCACGAGAGGUCGGACCCGACAGCAGGCUAAAAAGAAGCCAGCUCCGAGGGCCCCUCCUCCAAAGCGAUUACCUAAACUAGACAUUGAGGCAGCUGAUGGUGUGAUAUCCAAGAUGUUAAAAUACCGAGACAGCAAACCACUCAGACAACCACCUACUAAAUCUGAGGUUCCAAACUACAAGAAGUUGAUCAAGAAUCCAAUGGAUCUUCAGGUGAUGAAGACAAAAUGUGAGAGCGAGGAUUACUCUAGGUAUCAUCAGUUCUUUGAUGAUGUGCAGCUGAUGUUCAAUAACGCAACCAAGAUGUAUGAUGAUAACUACGUCCUACAGCAAGUCCAGAAGACCAAAGAUUACUUCUCAAACUUGAUCAAGUGGCAUCUAUCGGCAGGUCGUGACCUUUGGCAGAAAUAUCUGGAAGAAGAAGACGAGGAGGAGGAAGAGGAGGAGGAAGAGGAGGAAGAAGAGGAGGAAGAAGAAGAAGAGGAAGAAGAAGAGGAGGAAGAAGAAGAGGAGGAAGAAGAGGAGGAAGAAGAGGAGGAAGAAGAAGAGGAGGAAGAAGAAGAGGAGGAGGAGGAAGAAGAAGAUGAGGAAGUCGUGAUAAAAAAGCCAACUCGUUCAUCUCGACGUUCUAGACGGAGAUAGUUAUCACGGAGAAGUGAGGGUUGGGCGAAAUGAAAAGCCAACUUUAUCAUAGAGACAAAGAAUGGGACAGCCCCUCAGAGAAUACUUUGUCUACUCUAAUUAGGGAGGCUAGAUAAACGACUAAUCUUCCAUGAUAGACCAUGGGACUUUCUUCAAAUUUGACCUUUUCAUCAUCCAGAGAGUGUGAUCCCCUCUAAUAGUUGAACCUCCUUUAAAGGACAAGUCCACCCCAACAAAAAGCUUACUUGAAUAAAAAGAGAAAAAUCCACCAAACAUAACACUGAAAAUUUCAUCAAAAUCAGAUGUAAAAUAAGAAAGUUAUGACAUUUUAAAGUAUCGCUUAAUUUCACAAAACAGUUAUAUGCACAUCCUGGUCAGUAUGCAAAUGAGGAGACUGAUGACAUCAUCCACUCACUAUUUCUUUUGUAUUUUAUUAUAUUAAAUAUGAAAAAUUCUAAUUUUCUCCUCAUUGUCAAGCGAAACAAAAAUAAUUCCUCCCUGAACAUAUGGAAUUAGCAUUGUUUCAUACCAUAUAGUUCAGUAAAGUUAGUCCAUAUUGUCAAAUUUGUAAAAAAAUGAAAUAUUGUAUAAUUCAAACAUUAAAAAACAAAACUUCAAAUUGUCAUAACUUAUUUUACAUCCGAUUUUGAUGAAAUUUUCAGCAUUAUGCUAGUUUGAUUUUUCUCUAUUUAUUCAAAUCAACAUUUUCCUGUGGUGGACUUGACCUUUAAAUAUGUUUCACUAAAAUGGAAGAACAGGACAGUGAAGUUCUUCAGGAGUCUGUGAAGUUUUUAUUGAUAUUUAAGCGGAAUGCAUGUAUAUUGUUGAGCAAAGGAAAGCACGCUUUGCGAAGAAAUCGCUGAACAGAAGAGAAAUUUAUCAGAAAUGUUCUCUUGGUACUUGAUGAGUUAAUUCUAGUGAGAGUUGAUACUAAUUUUUUUAUUCUUCUAAUAUGCUGACCCAUACUCCCGCCAAGAGAUAAUUUAUCAAGCUGGGGGGUGUUUCAUGAAAGGACUUGUCGGACGUUUUAUCCGACAGUUACCAUAGGAACAGUGCCUCUCUGCCAAUCAAAAUCAUGGAAAGAUGUCAGAUCUGACAACUUGUCGGAUGAAAAUAUUGAUGAAACACUCCCCUGGUCAAGUGAAUUGUAUAUAUAAAGUCAAGUAUGAACCGAUCUUAUCUAAUUUAACUUUUUAAUUUCCACAAAGUGAAACUAAAGGGAAAUCCCCAGUACCUGAUUCAAGGCACCUAUUUAAAAACAAAAAACGUUUUGACACAAUGAUUCAUGACUACAUUGGACAUUAACCAUUUGUGUGUUUUCCAAUUGGGUUUUUCUCUUCAAACAUGCACCAUGCCUUUGUAAAAUUAAAAAUAAAUAAAAAUAAUAGCUAUUUGUAUAGAGCCAUCUUUCAAAAAUAAUCUAUUCCAUUGUGCUUUAUUGUCUCACCUGCAUAGCAGAGUGAGACUAUACUAGGCGCCGCUUUUCCGACGGCGGCGGCGACGGCGGCGGCGGCGGCGACGGCGGCGGCGGCGUCAACACCAAAUCUUAACCUGAGGUUAAGUUUUUGAAAUGACAGCAUAACUUAGAAAGUAUAUGGACCUAGUUCAUGAAACUUGGCCAUAAGGUUAAUCAAGUAUUACUGAACAUCCUGCCUUAGUUUUAUGUCACAUGACCAAGGUCAAAGGUCAUUUAGGGUCAAUGAACUUAGACCAUGUUGGGGGAAUCAACAUCAAAAUCUUAACCUAAGGUUAAGUUUUUGAAAUGUCAUCAUAACUUAGAAAAUAUAUGGACCUAGUUCAUGAAACUUAUACAUAAGGUUAAUCAAGUAUCACUGAACAUCCUGCAUGAGUUUCACGUCACAUGACCAAGGUCAAAGGUCAUUUAGGGUCAAUGAACUUUGGCCGAAUUGGGGGUAUCUGUUGAAUUACCAUCAUAACUUUGAAAGUUUAUGGAUCUGAUUCAUGAAACUUGGACAUAAUAGUAAUCAAGUAUUACUGAACACCCUGUGCAAGUUUCAGGUCACAUGAUCAAGAUCAAAGGUCAUUUAGGGUCAAUGAACUUUGGCCAAAUUGGGGUAUUUGUUGAAUUACAGCCAUAAAUUUGAAAGUGUGUUGGUCUAGUUCAUAAAACUUGGACAUAAUAGUAAUCAAGUAUCACUGAACAUCCUGUGCGAGUUUCAGGUCACAUGAUCAAGGUCAAAGGUCAUGUAAGGUCAAAGAACUUUGGCCAUGUUGGGGGUAUUUGUUGAAUUGCCAUCAUAUCUCUAUAAGUGUAUUGGUCUAGUUCAUAAAACGUGGAAAUAAGAGUAACCAAGUAUCACUGAACAUCUUGUGCGAGUUAUAGUAGUUUUCAAAAUCAGCACUGCUGCUAUAUUGAAUUGCGUGAUGCAGGUGAGACGGCCAGAGGCAUUCCACUUGUUAUUAUUAUUACCCCAGCUUUGGCUCACUGCCGUUCCAAUGCUGUGCGUUCAAGGAAUAAAUUCCUGCCUGGUACCUAUGAUUUACCUCACCUGGGUCAAGUGCAGCACAAUGCGCAUGAAUUUCUUGCUGAAGGAAAUCAAUUCCCAGAGUAAAAAUUUGAACCCACGAUCCUCUUAUUAAGAGACAGUGAUCAGAGCCACUACACCAUGGCGCCUCCAGGUCACUCUCAAGGAGGGGGUAUUUCACAAAGAUUUAGGUGUGACUUACUAGUCCUUAAAUUCCUAGUUGUGUGCACUGUCCGGUAUAUAACGCAUCAUCGCAUUUAUCAGGGCCCCGUCUUACAGAGUUAUGAUUGAUCCAAUCAGUUGUAACUAUGGAAAUCCAUCAGUGUCAUAAUUUUUUCUGCAGGAAAUUUGCAAAAUGUCCUUUGUAAACAACGGCAAACACACCAAAUUGUCAAGAAAACAAUGAAUUUAUGAAUAUACAUUCAUAUCUAGAAAACGUUUCGAACAAACAUGAAUUUUAGAUGUUGGGGUUGCUAGCUUUCCAUAGUUGUGGUUGAUCAGAUCAAUCGCAACUCUUUGUAAGACGGGGUCCAGAUCAUGUGCUUUAUGACGUGCGCUAGUGUCUAGUCAUCUAUCAGGGUCCCUUUGCAUAAAAAUAUAUUAACAAAUGCUCAAUUUCUAUAACAAAUAACCAUCAGAUUGAAGGAUUUCAGUAGCUUUUAACCGUUAUUGUGAAUUUGUUAUUGUGUAAUGUGUUACAUAUGUGCAUGUCAGCAAUUAAACUCUCUGUUAAACACCUCCCAGGCUAUUUUAUAUGGUUUUUGGACACAUCAACCUGUAUUAUCCGACAAAGUGUGUUUUAUCGAACAGUUCUCAUUGAAACUAUGCUACUCAGGCAGUUAAAAUCAAAGAAAGUUGACAUCUUGAAAUGCUCCCCUGUACUACAUUAGAUGUGGCGAGGCUUUUAUGUUAUUUUCUUUGUGUGAUUUUCUUUUUUUUAUGGUGCAAAAAUAUUGUUUCUAUUAAUCACACGUUCAGGCAAAUUUAUGAAAUUUUAAGUUAUAUACACAAACUGCUGUAAUACAUGGUCUCAUUCGUUAUUAAACUUAUUUUAGUUCUAAAACUUUAUAAUUCACAAUUCAUCAAAGCGAGAGCUGAGAUUUGUAAAGGAUACCAAUGGUUUAAAUUCUGUUUUUAGAACAAAAAUGUUAUUUUCCAGACAAAAAUAUAAGAUCCUGGAUGUUUUAAAGUAGAUAAUUUUUUUAGAAAACAGACAAUUUGUAUGAAAUCAAGAUUUGGUGGUUUUUUCCACUCUAAAAAGCUGUAAUGGAAGUUGAAUAUAUAUCACAGGCCUACUAUCACAGGCCUCCUUUUUAAAAGGAGUAAUUGGGGUAAUAAUUUUUUUUGUCCAGAUAUAGACAGUCAUCUAUGGGAAAUAUGCUGUGACUCCUAUUUUGGAUGCUAACUGGUAGGUACAUGUAGGUCAGGCAAUUUCCUAGGUCCCGUCUUUUAUAAUACUUGCGAUUGAUCCGAUCAACGUCAAUUUUUGACAGGAAAUACGUACGGUGUCAUUUGUUAACAAGAGAAGCACACUGAACUUUCAAAGACAACGAAUGUACAUGUAUAUUACAGCAUAUUUAGAGAACAUUUUGACAUUGCUGGCUUUCCAUAGUCAUGGUUGCUCAUAUCAGUUGCAACUCUUUGCGCGACUAGCACCGACAUCUUUUAUGACUGCUGCUUGUGGAGCAUUUUUUUUUUUUUUUACAUAACUUUACAGAAAGAGCCUCUCACAUCCAGAAAUGCUCAUUUAAGAAGUCAAAUUACUCUCUGGAUAGUCUAAUACUACAUGUAUACAAUGGUAAUUGCACUUUUCCCUUGUCAAUAUCAUGGAGAUUUCUUAAUGUAUAUCAUGAUUCAUAACUAUGUAAUUUAAUUGAUUUUACUUUUAAUUCAAAGAUGGAGGAUAAAGGGAGUGGUGUUGAUCCUAUUUUCAAUAUAUUUCCUGUAUGUUUUACAUUGUCUGUGUCUGUAAUAUAGGAUACCUGUCUUGUAUGGUUGCAGUAUAUAUAUUAAAUAAAAGAAUGAAAAGAAAA
Messenger RNA from Lytechinus pictus (painted urchin), 10128 nucleotides. Its product is annotated as tyrosine-protein kinase BAZ1B-like. NCBI's taxonomy places the organism in Eukaryota, Metazoa, Echinodermata, Echinoidea, Temnopleuroida, Toxopneustidae. Gene Ontology annotation, cellular component: WICH complex. Gene Ontology annotation, molecular function: histone binding; histone H2AXY142 kinase activity. The transcript has 28 exons. Bases 129 to 5609 code for a protein of 1826 amino acids. Gene Ontology annotation, biological process: DNA damage response; chromatin remodeling. The record is from RefSeq and is a predicted model, not a curated record.